This is a messenger RNA of Ruditapes philippinarum (Manila clam), 1257 nucleotides long. Its product is annotated as perlucin-like protein. The record is from RefSeq and is a predicted model, not a curated record. The transcript is spliced from 6 exons. The coding region runs from base 113 to 721 and encodes 202 amino acids. Lineage: Eukaryota; Metazoa; Mollusca; Bivalvia; Venerida; Veneridae.
GUGAGAAACAUCUAAGGCAUCUAAAGAUAUGUUGAACAGCUAUUUAAGCCUGCAUCAAAUUUUGAAAUUCAUUUAAUCGCGUGAGUCUGCCGAAAACACAAUCUAUAUUAAAAUGAAGAUAAUUUUUGUAAGUGCGCUUAUUGUCUGUGGAUGUUUCACAUCUGUUAAAGCAAACGAUGUGUGCCUUAACGAGACAGAAUAUGAUUUUUACAUGUUAGGGAAUCUUGUUAAAGAUGUUGAGAAAAGGAUACAAUCUUUGAGAGAGAACGUCAAAGAAGUGAUAAAAACGAAAUGUCCCGUGACGUCAUGUCCUGACAGCUCAUGCGGUGAUGAAUGGGUUUCCUACAACAACUCUUGCUACUUUUUUGAGGAUAUUAAAACCGCAACAUUUGAAGAAGCAAGGCAAUUCUGCAAGAAAAAGUCUGCUUACCUUUUGUACGUUGAAGACAAUGACGAAAACUCCAUCAUCGUAAAAAUGCUCGGUCGUUUCAAAUCAAACAAUCAUUGGUUGAAUGGAUUAACCGAUCAAAGUACAGAAGGAAAAUGGAAAUGGAUAGACACAAAUGCACCGGCAAGAUUUAUUAAAUGGGCACCAGGUCAGCCACAGGGUCGCACCGUUGAAAAUUGCGUUGGGUUUUUCCUAAGUGAUCGUUAUCAGUGGCAUGACUUAUCAUGUACAAAUAAAUAUUCAUUUAUUUGCAAAAAAGAAAAAUCUCUGUGAAUGUUGAAUGAGUCUACAAACAUUGACGCUGGCUGUUUAUAAAUAUUACAUACAAAUGUACUUUAAAUAGCUAGAGAUGUUAACGUUUAUGUAAUGCUUUUGUAUGCGUGUUUUUAUAUACAUAAUAAAAUUAGUUGCUGAAUAUACUUUUGUUAAGCAGCAUUAUACAAACAUUACCUUUGUUAUACAAUGGACAUUAAAUGUAAUCAAUAUUUAGUGUGGCAUUCUCUUUACUCAAAUUAUGCUAGAUAAUAAAUGCGAAAUCUUAAUUAUUAAAUAAAUUGGAUGAGUCUGAUUUAUGUUUAGAAUUCAUUACAUUUUUGUUGAAAUACGAGCGUUUAAUUUAUUUUGUUGAAAUUGUUAGUGAUUUCUUUAAAUAGAGUUAGUUCGAACGACCACUUGCAAUAUGAUAGUUUAACUUAUUUUUUCUGUUUCUUCUUCAGAUUUCUGUUCACACAGUUUACUUAUCCUGUAUGUGUUGUGUUAUUGCAAUAUGUUUAAGAAAGACUUGAAUAAAAAAAUCUGUAUAAAAUAUU